Molecule: messenger RNA, 890 nt
Organism: Photinus pyralis (common eastern firefly)
Lineage: Eukaryota; Metazoa; Arthropoda; Insecta; Coleoptera; Lampyridae
Product: protein mono-ADP-ribosyltransferase TIPARP-like
Exons: 2
Coding region: 201-800 (199 amino acids)
Molecular function (GO): NAD+ poly-ADP-ribosyltransferase activity
Source: RefSeq, a predicted model, not a curated record
UGUACUUCUGCACUUUGUGACUGCGUUUAUAAAUACUUACACGCAACAGUAAACUGCAGUGUUUCAUCAAUUAUCAUCCAGUGUAGUGACUGAUUUACCGAUUUGGUCGGAUUAGUUUUGAUCUUUUUCCAUAUUUUAAGUACCUACCUAUGCUUUAUUUUAAAGACACUUAGUUUUGGAAAACAGCUAGUAUUUUGCAAAUGCUGCAGCAAAUAAUAUCGGAUCAUGCACCUGCAGAAUGGUCUAAUGUCAACAUAUUCAACUUUACAACUGACUACAACCUAAUUGGUAUCCAUAACACGAGUGAUGAGUUUCAAUUCUGGGCACGGAAGGUCUCUGGCGAUUUCAACCUGGGCGUUACUGACAUUUAUAAACUAGAAAACCCAUUUCUAUAUGCUCAGUAUCUAUUAAAAAAAGAAGAGUACGAAGUAAUAAAAAGUACCCGCGUGUUAGAAUUAUUUCACGAUACUGCAAGAGAUAAUGUGUCAUCUAUUGCUAGCGGCAAUUUAAACUGGCGAUUAUCUAGACGAGUAAAAUUUGGCAAAGGUGUCAGUUUUUCGCCCUUUCCAAAGUACGCUAACAGCAAAUCAUCGUGGAAUAACCGUAAACAACGCGUAAUGAUAAUUGCAGAUGUACUCGUCGGCAAGAUUGAACCAGUUGAUAGCGAUGUAAAUCUACCAAAAGAUGACAAUGAUACUACUGUGGGAAAUAAGGGAAAGGUUUACGUCAAGUAUGAUGAUAACGAAUUUUACCCAAAGAUUUUUGUGUAUUACAAUAGCAGAUAUGAUUAUGGUUAUUAAAUUGUAUUGUUUAUGAUGUUACGCAAAUUGUAGGUAUUAUAUUUUUAGGAAUGUACCAAUAAUUAUUAAAUUCUUUUGGAAGUUUCUCAA